Asparagus officinalis (garden asparagus) is the source of this 2357-nucleotide messenger RNA. RefSeq names its product probably inactive leucine-rich repeat receptor-like protein kinase At5g48380. Gene Ontology annotation, molecular function: ATP binding; protein binding; protein kinase activity. Gene Ontology annotation, biological process: protein phosphorylation. The transcript is spliced from 3 exons. NCBI's taxonomy places the organism in Eukaryota, Viridiplantae, Streptophyta, Magnoliopsida, Asparagales, Asparagaceae. The coding region runs from base 324 to 2150 and encodes 608 amino acids. The record is from RefSeq and is a predicted model, not a curated record.
UUCCUAGAAUGAAUGGACAAUUUUCUCUUCUAAUUUAUUGCUGAGGUGUAUUAUUAAGAAGACUUAAACUCAGUGCACGAGAAAGUCUCCUCCUCCAUUUGGUCAGUGUUGAACUCCGCGUUCCCAUUCUCUCUCCUCCUCCUCAUCUCUCUAAAAUUAGGGUUUCUGUUGGUGGGGAGCCUGCCUCAUUCUUGCCUUGUUCUGCUGCACUAUGAGUUUUUAGGUAACGAUGAGAGGUUGACAUAAAGCUCAGCCAAGUUCGAACCCCUCUUAAACUUUCAAGAAGGGUUCAUAUUGAUCCUUCUCCUUUUUGCUCUUCGGCCAUGGAAGCUGGAGCCCAAUUCUUCGUACUUCAAAUCAUCCUCUGCUUUAUUCUAAUCAGAAGAUGCCAUAGCUCUCAACUCGAUGUUCAAUGUUUGAGAACAUUACAACAAUCAAUUAAAGACCCAGAUAACACCCUAAAAUACACAUGGAAUUUUGACAACAGCACCGAAGGGUUCAUAUGCAGGUUCAGCGGUAUAGAGUGUUGGCAUCCCGAUGAAAACAAAGUCCUAAACAUUAGGCUUUCCAACAUGAACCUUCAAGGCCAUUUCCCCUCAGGUCUCGAAAAUUGCACGAGCUUAACGGGUCUCGAUCUCUCUAAUAACAAGUUCUCGGGUCCAAUACCUGAUGAUAUCUCUAAAAGGAUACCUUUUGUGACAUCACUCGACCUCUCAUUCAAUAGCUUCUCGGGCAGCAUACCGAUGAAUUUGUCAAAUUGUUCUUAUCUCAACAUUCUUGAUCUUCAAAGUAACCAACUUACAGGGAUGAUUCCUUGGCAAUUGUCUAGUCUAAGUCGAUUGAAUAAUUUCAAUGUGGCAGAUAAUUUGUUGUCAGGCCCGAUACCCGAAUUCAAAAAUAAUUCAUUUCCGGCGGCGAAUUUUGCGAAUAAUCCAGGUCUAUGUGGGAAGCCUUUGGAUGAAUGUCGAGCUCCAAGUAAGAGCAAUACAGGGGUUGUCAUAGGUUCAGCUGUUGGUAGUGCUGUGGCCAUGAUUCUAGUUGUGGGAGUUAUUGUCUUCUUUUGCCUUCGCAAUAUUUCGGUCAAGAAGAAAAAGAAAGAGGAGGAAGAAAACAAGUGGGCAAAGAACUUAAAGGGUCUCAAAGGCGUCAAGGUUUCCAUGUUCGAGAAGUCUAUUUCAAAGAUGAAACUGAAUGAUCUCAUGGCAGCAACCAACGAUUUCAAUAAAGAGAACAUCAUCGGAACUGGGAGAACUGGAACAAUGUACAAGGCAUCACUUCCCGAUAGAACUUUCCUUGCUAUCAAGAGGCUUCAAGAUUCACAGCAUUCUGAGACCCAAUUUGUAGCUGAGAUGGCAACUUUGGGAAGCGUAAGGCAUCGAAACUUGGUUCCUUUAUUGGGUUUUUGUGUUGCCAAGAAAGAGAAGCUUUUGGUGUACAAACACAUGCCCAGAGGAACUCUCUAUGAUUCACUUCACCCUCAAGAAGCAGAAGAAAAAAAAUUGGAAUGGCCAAUUAGACUAAAGAUCAGCAUCGGUGCAGCAAAAGGUCUAGCUUGGCUUCAUCACAAUUGCAACCCUCGAAUUCUCCAUCGCAACAUUAGUUCAAAGUGCAUUCUGUUGGAUGAUGACUAUGAUCCUAAAAUAUCUGAUUUUGGGCUUGCAAGACUCAUGAAUCCUAUAGAUACUCAUCUGAGUACCUUCGUUAAUGGUGAAUUUGGUGAUUUGGGUUAUGUUGCACCUGAAUAUGCUCGAACUUUAGUGGCCACACCAAAAGGCGAUGUUUAUAGCUUUGGUGUUGUUCUUCUUGAAUUGGUCACAGGCGAAAGACCAACUCACGUGUCGAAUGCUCCGGAGAAUUUUAAAGGGAGUUUGGUCGAGUGGAUCAAUUAUCUUUCAAAUACUUCACUUAUUCAAAACGCUGUUGAUGUGUCCUUGAUUGGUCAUGGGUAUGAUAGUGAACUUCUUCAAGUUAUGAAAGUUGCUUCUUCUUGUGUUCUUUCAACCCCAAAGGAGAGGCCGACAAUGUUUGAAGUGUAUCAGCUUUUGAGGGCUAUUGGAGAGAGAUACCAUUUUACUGCUGAUGAUGAUAUUUUGUUGCAACCUCAAAGCUCAGGUGCUGAUUUCAUGGAUGAACUUAUUGUGGCGCAAUGAGCAAAAUUAUGAAGGCUGGUUGCUGGUGAAACGUGUACAUGGGGAGUAAUUUUGUUGCAGUGUACGUUAUCCUGGUAAGAUGAGCUUAUCUAUAGGAUGUUGUAUUUUAUCUUCAAUUUGAACGACCGAUUGUAUAUGUUAUAUGUUAUCCGUAUGAUCUCGAGGAAUGGUAGAAGUUUGUGUUCAAUAUAUUCUGAAUUUUUUGAA